Messenger RNA from Lingula anatina, 439 nucleotides. RefSeq lists its product as uncharacterized. The record is from RefSeq and is a predicted model, not a curated record. Lineage: Eukaryota; Metazoa; Brachiopoda; Lingulata; Lingulida; Lingulidae.
AAUGGGUCAAUUGCUUUUACAGGAGGAAGAUCUGUUGUCUAUUCCUCCUCCCGAAGAAAACAUACAGAGAACAUUCGUCGGUGUCUUGAGUUCUGAGACAGCUGACAAACUCAAGGCUAUGUUCAGAAGAGACUUCUGUCCAGAGAUCGUCCUUCUUAAGGAGGGUCACAAGUUACCACCAGAGUGUCGGCUUGUGAUAUGUUGUCUACCACAGAACAUCAGACAAAUGUAUUUAGAUGAUGGCACGGUCUUUGCAACACUAAUAACAGACGCGGGAUUAAGUCAAGCAAUGGUGUUGAUAAUCAUAUUCGGAGAAAAGAAGACACCUAAUAGGGAAAAGCUGAACGAUGAAAAAAUCUACGACAUCGUCUUACGACAGGGCCAGGAGCUAUACAUGAAAGGACGAAGUCAGACGUCGCCGUUGGACCACCCUUGCUAA